Branchiostoma belcheri (Belcher's lancelet) is the source of this 1557-nucleotide messenger RNA. Its product is annotated as zinc finger protein 622-like. NCBI's taxonomy places the organism in Eukaryota, Metazoa, Chordata, Leptocardii, Amphioxiformes, Branchiostomatidae. Gene Ontology annotation, molecular function: nucleic acid binding; zinc ion binding. Gene Ontology annotation, biological process: ribosomal large subunit biogenesis. The coding region runs from base 115 to 1458 and encodes 447 amino acids. Gene Ontology annotation, cellular component: preribosome, large subunit precursor. The transcript has 9 exons. The record is from RefSeq and is a predicted model, not a curated record.
GGAACCAUGGGUAAAAGGGGCAAAGUUGCGCAAAUGACUGCAAGAAGGAGGUGUGGGCUAAAAUAAGAAGUUUUAAGCUGAUUUACUCAAAAACUUGAGGAAAACGGUGAAAGCAUGUCUUCGUUCACGUGUAUAUCGUGCCGCGUGGCAUUUGCGUCAGCAGACCUCCAGCGCGCCCACUACAAGUCGGACUGGCACAGGUACAACCUGAAGAGGAAGGUGGCGGAACUCCCACCAGUCACGGCCGAAAACUUCCAGCAGAGGGUCAUGGCACAGAAAGCACAGGUAGAGGAGUCAGAGAGGGAGACCUGUUCUCAGUGUGGCAUCUGUAAGAAGUUCUUCAACACCCAGAAUGCCUUUGAAAACCACAUGAAGUCCAAAAAGCACAAGGAAGCUGAGGCUAAACAGGUGCAGAAGGUCCAAUCAGAAGUGGAGAAACAAAACCAGAAGAACAAAGAGAAGGGUCUGGACGUAGCCCAUGAGCGAGCUCAGAAGGACACCGUAAACCAGGCGCUGGCCGAGGCCAGGAAGUCUCCGGGUCCGGUCAAGAGGAGGGUGACCCACGGCCUUGACCCUGCCAAGGUAGAGGCCAUUAGGCAGCUCAGGGGCAGAGGUCACAGGUCAUCAUCAAGGUCAAAACCUGAGGAUGAAGAUGAAGGAGAAUGGGAAGAUGAAGAGGAGGAGGAGGUUAUAGGAGGAGAUGAGGAGGAGAUGGAGCUAGAAGAUUCCUCUGAAGAUGAAGUGGACUACCCUGGCACACCACUGACAGAGAGACAGUGUCUGUUCUGUUCCCGGGAGGGAGGGGACUUGGAUGACAACAUGCAGCACAUGACAGUGGAGCACAGCUUCUACAUACCUGAUGUGGAGUACUUAGUGGAUCUGGAGGGGCUCAUCAAGUAUCUGGGAGAGAAAGUGGGAGGUGCGUUUUUCUGCCUGUACUGUAAUGAGAAGGGCAGAACCUUCUACAGUCUGGAGGCUGCUCAGGGACACAUGAGGGACAAGGGACACACCAAGAUGCUGAUGGAAGGAGAUGCUAUGCUGGAGUACGCUGACUUCUACGACUUCAGGAAGAGUUACCCAGACUACCAGUCUGAGGGAGCAGCAGGGGGACAGGAGGAGGAGGAGGAACCAGUAGAGAAGGAGGAACUCAGAAUCACAGAUGACGACACACAGCUGGUACUACCCUCAGGAUCUAGAGUUGGUCACCGAGCCCUGCAGAGAUACUGGAGACAGAACCUGGUCCCUUCCAUGAGUCAUCGAACCUCAGGCAGGGAGGCAGUGGGCAGGCUCAUGGCACAGUACAAGGCACUGGGCUGGAAGGGAGACUGUGGAGAAGCAGCCCAGAAGAAGGUACGUGACAUGCAGUUUGUGCAGAAACUAAAGGCCAAACGACGAGUGCAGAUGGGCGUCAGAAACAACAAGUUCCAGCCACACUUCAGACCACAAGUUGUGUUCUGAGCUAACUACAUGCUACUGGACAGAUAUCUUCUCUAUAUAACACAUUGUGUUAUGUUGGGGGUGUUAUAUGUAAUCCCUUCAACAAGUUGAAUUUACAUG